AUGGAGGCGUCGGCGGAGGAGCGGCGGCAGGUGGAGGAUCAGGUGGAGCGUCUGCUGAGCGGUCAGGGCUCAGAGGUCACCGGCUGCGACGUCGGUCUGGAGCAAAGCAAACCGGUAACUCUGAGGAAGAACGGGACCUACAUCGUCUGCGCCGUCAUCUUCAACGACAAGGAUGAGGUGCUGAUGGUGCAGGAGGCCAAGCAGGACUGUUAUAAGCAGUGGUACCUGCCUGCAGGAAGGGUGGAGGUGGGCGAGAGUCUGGAGGAGGCGCUCAGGAGGGAGGUGCAGGAGGAGGCGGGGUUUGAGUGUGAGCCAAUCAGCUUGCUGCUGAUCCAGGAACAGGGACCUCAGUGGAUCCGCUUCAUCUUCCUGGCCAAGAUCACAGGUGGGAGUCUGAAGGGUUUGGCGGCAGCAGAUCAGGAGUCUCUCCAGGCGUCCUGGUGGGACCGGCGCUCCGUCCUCCACCUGCGAGGACGAGACAUCCUCCGACUCAUCGACAGCGGACUCAAGUACCGUCAGGAUCCCUGGCAUCCCUCCACGCUGCCACAAGACCUGAGCUGCCGGCACGUCGUGCAGAGACUCGUCCUGGUGUUCGUUGGAGCUGAGGACCAGAUCUGGGUCCUGCUGAUCAGAGCCCCGGUGCUCCACCUCCCCACGGCGGCGGCGCUGAAGACCCACGCUGUGACCUGGGCAGCCAACAUGGUGGUGCAGGAAGCCAUGCCAUCGGCGUACUACGACCACGACGUCAACACGCUGGGCGUCUUCAGCCUGCAGCACAACGGCCGGCAGCACGGCCGGACAGACGGCGUCUGCUUCAAUACGCUGGUGGCGCUGGUUCCCAACCACGUCCAGCGCGACGAGGACGGGCAGAAGGUGGAGCCUCCAGCAGCAGGUCGGCCUCCGCCCGUGGAGAACCAGCGGUACACGUGGUUCGAAGUCCGAAAACAGACGCUGAGAGAGAAACUGCUGGAAAAAACCAAAAACACGUCGGUGCUGCCGAUCCACAGCCUGUACUGACCACAGCCAGGACUCUUACUGUGAAAGGAACCAUUUUAUUCUGAAAGAUUAUUUAUGUAAAUGCAGCAAUAAAGUAGAAACAGACUGUCAGGGAAUAGCUUCCGGCUAGGUCGUAAAGGUCAUGAACUCCAGUCUGUUCAGCCAACUGAGCGUUUGUUUGAACUUUGCAGACUUUGAGGUCCGUCCUCCAGCUCGUGGCCCAGAUCAGACGGACCUGAAUUAUUUGACCUUGUUCUGUUGUAAAGUUGCGUUUUAAUAACCUGCUUCACUGUCUGAUUCACUUUAAUGUUGUUUUAUUCCACCACAGAAGAGCUGCAGCCAACAAAGUUCUGCUGUUUUAUCCACGACACCGCCCGGUAACUGUUAGAUGUAGCACAGAAAUGUGUCGCUUCAAUUUAAACAGCUUUUAAAUGUGCAGUAACUAAAGUGCAGUCCUGUGCAUUGCUGAUGUGUUCUGACAUGAUAUUAUUGUACUGACGAUGAACACGGUGGCAUGUGAAGGUUUGGUUGAACUUUUGUGAGCAGCUCAGUGAGUAAAAAAUCUCCAAAAUCAAA
Molecule: messenger RNA, 1572 nt
Organism: Stegastes partitus (bicolor damselfish)
Lineage: Eukaryota; Metazoa; Chordata; Actinopteri; Pomacentridae
Gene: nudt18
Product: nudix (nucleoside diphosphate linked moiety X)-type motif 18
Exons: 6
Coding region: 1-1017 (338 amino acids)
Molecular function (GO): 8-oxo-dGDP phosphatase activity; 8-oxo-GDP phosphatase activity
Source: RefSeq, a predicted model, not a curated record